AUGAACACAGUCUUGUUUCUAACUACUAUCUGCGUCCUUGGAGUAGACGUACUCGCGAAAAGAAAUCCCGUUCUGAGGGACGGCUUGUUCGAGGGCGAUCAGUUCACGCCGAUUGCGGACUUCACCGAUGAGUUCAGGGGCACCUUCAACCACGACAAGUGGUACAACAUAAACCCUCGAUGGAAGGGCCGUCAGCCUGGCCUAUUUGCUACCAAGAAUGUCAAGCAAAAGAGAGGCAAAUUGUUGUUGAAGGGGCGAUACGAGGAUGAGAACAGCACGGCAUUUGAUGGUGCACCGGAUGGCUACGAGACUUACACUACUUCCUAUGUCAUGUCUAAAAAGAGCGCAAGGUAUGGCUACUUCGAGGUCAAAGCCAAACCCUCCAACUCUCGCCUCUCCUCUUCAUUCUGGGGCUCCUUAGAUACCCCCACCAAGUGGACAGAAAUUGAUGUCUUCGAGCUUGGCGGAGGCGCAGUGCACAAGGGCACUGAUUUCCGAAAGCGUAUAAACAUGAACUUGCACGUCUUUCGUAACCUUAACAAGGGAAUAGAACCUGGAAAGAACCAAAUCAGUAAGCCGGGAUACUACACGCAUUCCUCUUUCUUACGCAGUAGAUUCAACGUCUACGGCCUUGAUUGGAGCAAGAAAUGGAUCACCUGGACUUUUAACGGCCGUGCUAUUCGAAGAGAGAGAAAUAAGUAUUGGAGGCAGGCCAUUCCAAUGAAGUUUGAUGUCGAAACAAUGCCCAACUGGUUUGGCCUUCCCUCAGAGCAAACGCUUCCUGCAACCUACAAAAUCAAGUACAUUAGAACAUGGUCUCGAACACCGGCUUCUGACAGUAGUAACGUUCCGUCCGUCAGAAAUUCCAUUCGGCAGUCGAGUCCAUCUCGGCUUGGUGAAAUGUUUGGAUUCAACAGCCCUGCCUUCCAAGCACCUCCUCCUUCGGAAGAAGAGGAUGAAGAUGAAGACGACGAAGAAGCGGACGGCGCUGAAACUGAAGUGUUUCCGAUUGAACCUCAAACCAAUGCACCCCAAGAUGGACUUCAAAGACCACCCAUUCCAGGAAGUAACGAAGUCGUCUACAGCCCUGUUCUUCCAGCCGCUGGAUGGACUUGGCAAGGGAUGGUUCAAAAACAAAAUCAAGUCCUAGACGACGUCUUCGGCGCUGAAAUUGUGCCUGGGGAAGGGAUUAAUGUGGCAGACUUCGACGAAGAAUUGUUGAUGUUUGCAAAUCCUGGUCCUACAUCGCCAGCUCAGCAGCCAACGGGACUUCCUAACGCCCAGGACACGCCUGUGCAAACCCUUUCUUCACCCUCGGUUCCGCAACAAGCUCCGGCUCCCGGGUCAACUAUCAGCGAACUAAAGAAUGGGAAGGUUGGCUUCAAGCCAUCUAUCCAACCAUUGCAAUGA
This is a messenger RNA of Chondrus crispus (carragheen), 1410 nucleotides long. Its product is annotated as glycoside hydrolase closest to bacterial kappa-carrageenases cleavage of beta-1,4 glycosidic linkages in cell wall galactans. The coding region runs from base 1 to 1410 and encodes 469 amino acids. The record is from RefSeq and is a predicted model, not a curated record. The transcript has a single exon. Gene Ontology annotation, molecular function: hydrolase activity, hydrolyzing O-glycosyl compounds. NCBI's taxonomy places the organism in Eukaryota, Rhodophyta, Florideophyceae, Gigartinales, Gigartinaceae. Gene Ontology annotation, biological process: carbohydrate metabolic process.